This is a messenger RNA of Oxyura jamaicensis (ruddy duck), 6543 nucleotides long. RefSeq names its product centrosomal protein 95 (gene CEP95). The record is from RefSeq and is a predicted model, not a curated record. Gene Ontology annotation, cellular component: centrosome; spindle pole. Bases 217 to 2847 code for a protein of 876 amino acids. The transcript is spliced from 22 exons. Lineage: Eukaryota; Metazoa; Chordata; Aves; Anseriformes; Anatidae.
CUGGCUUCCAGCCCGGGCUCCCCCCGCUCCGUUUCCACAGCGACCGGCUGGGCGACAACAACUCCUUCUCACACACCCACCCCCACACAGCCCCAUACACACACAGCGCCCGGUAACGCCAGGCCCCGCCCGCCCGGUGAGCGCGAGGCCUGCCGGGAGGCGCCGUUUGAAGCGCGCAGCGGCCGUUGGCGGCGGGCGGCGCUGAGGGGCCGCGCCAUGGGCAGCGCCGAGCGGGCAGAUUGGGUUGAUGUUGCCAAUGAACUUUUAAGGCGCUGUCACAUAAACCAGCACAUAAAGCAUCUCUCGGAAUGUGGUGCUGAUGUGUUUGUUCGUCUUUAUGAAUCAAUCUUGGGAGAAAAAGUACCAGAUUUCAUAGCUACUCCUAGAAGUCAAGAGGAUGAUGCACAUAAUGUACAAGCUGUAAUAGAUUCUCUAGCAUUGGACUACUUGCAGGUCAGCUUGUCGCACAUCACCGGUGAGAACAUUGUGAAAGGAGAAAGGGAAUCUAUCAAAAACCUCCUUGAAAUAUUUGAUGGUUUGUUAGAGUAUCUUACAGAAGAAGUUGGUGAAUCCUCUUCUCAGAAUGGAGAUGAGAUAAAUGAGCUGCCCAAUAACCAAAUUCAAAUUGCAUCUCCAGAGCAGCUGGAAAGCAAUGCUGGUCAACGUACGGUGCCUUCAAAACUUUCAUCAGUUUCAGGUUCCCAGUCAGAACUUUUCAUUCCGUCUCAUGAUGUAGAUGGAUCAGAAUCUACUAGUGAAUUAAUUAGACUUGGAGAUACUGCUCAUUCAUUCUCAGAGAGAGGGGAAGAAUUCCAGUUUCCUGAAUUGUUACCAGCAGAAAUGAGGACGGAGAUAGAAGAACUGAAAAACUCAGAGGUUAUUGCAACAGUAUCUAGACAGUUCUCUCAAACUGAAAAGGCCAUUGUGAAGGAAAAAGAUGGAUCAAUGGAGCUUAUUCAUACUGAUGAACUUCAAAAAGAUGGUGUGAGUUCCCGUGCUAAGAAACUUGGGGAGCCCAUACGCCAGGCUAUUCCCUUGCUACCACCAUUUCAGCGUGCUGAAGCCAGAUCUCAUGAUCCUGUGGAGAGAGGUUAUCAGAGCUCAGACAGCCAGUCAGCAGCUUUGGUUAACUCUCAAGAAGUGGAAACUCCCACUCUUGAAACAUCGCUUACACAAAAAACUGAAGAUGUUUGUAGUAGUCUUCCUCUAUCAAGGAAAAUCCCUGCAGGAGACAAGACGGUCUCAAGUGAUGCUGAAAGCAGUGUGGCAAAGGUUCCUUGGGUACAUGGGACUUCUACAUCUGCUGCCCCCUUAGAUCAAAAAUACUCACUACAUACUGAGCAAGUAGCACAAACUCCAAGACCCCAAUCAAGACAUAUGCCUAGAAAGAAAAGCAGAUAUGAAAGUUCUACCACAGAUUCACUUGAAGAGUCUCUUUCUCCCAGAACAACAAAGGAAAAUCUAUCUACGCAAGAGUUUCAUAAAGUAUCAGAAAAACUUUCUCGCAGGUUAAAUGAACUAGAUUUAAUGUUAAAGAGAGCUUUGGGUGGGCAUGCCAGAGAAGAGGAGUUGACAGAUGAAGACAGCUUGUCUCAACACAGUGACAGUGUCAUGGAUUAUCGCAGAAGGAAAACUAAGCAAGACAAACCACAUACGAAGUACCCAAUCAGGCCACGAUCCCUGUCUCCAUCCUCACCCUCAUCUCAGCAUCAACUUUUUUCCGAGUUAGAUGGACUUCACAGUAACGGAAAAGGUCAAAUGAGGAAAAUAUGCAACCAAUUGCAAAAAGAAAAGGAUGAAAGAACACAUGAAACAAAGGUGGUUGCUAAAGCUUAUGAAGAUGAAUUAAGAAUUUAUGAAGCUAGGGAGAGGCUUAGAAUUUCAAAGCUCAGAGAAGCAGUUAAGGAAAUGGAACAAGAAUACAAAGAAAACAUCUUUAAAGAACCUCCAAAAAUGCCUCAGCCAGUGAAAGUUUAUUCUAGAAAAACCACACCUCGGAAUCCCAGAUACAGCCAGUGGAUUCCAAAACGAGGAACUGUGAAGCCAAAGAAAGCAGCUCCAAUGGAAGUAAGAGAUGAUGGCCUCCUGCUUCAGCUACUGGAAGAGUUUCCCCACCUGCAUAUUUCCAACCACAUGAUGAAUAAAAUGUGGCGUCAGCAGCUCGCACAGACUGAACAACUUAAGGCAGCUUCUGGCAGAGCUAGACUAAAACUCCAAAAUGAGGUUCAACAAGCCCUGAGGAAGCACGAGCUUCUUGUUGCACUUAUUAAAAAAGAUCAAGACCAUAACAAGAGACUGCAAGAAUUUAAGCAACGUAUCUGCCGACAGAAAUGGGCUCAGAAUAAGGUAAAAGAAAAACGCCAACAAAUUGUUAGAGCCAGGAAAUACUAUGAAGAUUACCGGGUCCAGUUGCGUGCCAAGAUGAUGCGGGCUAGGACACGGGAAGAAAGGAUAUUUAAAAACUUAUUUGAAGAAGGCUUAGAAAUUCAGAAGCAAAGACUAAAGGACCUCAGAGCAUAUGCUCAAGAGAUGCGUGCUGAGCAAAGAAGAGAGCAUCAAAAUGAGUUGGAGUCCAUGGAGAACUAUUACAAGGAUCAGUUUUCCAUGCUAGCAGAAGCUUUAUCUCAAGAACGUCAAGAAAUCCAAACCAGAGAGAAAGCACAAGCACAAAUGCUGCAGAAAACAAAAAGAGAAUUGAGAUCAAGGAUGGAAAAGGAAAUACAACAGCUGCAAACUGCAAUAAUGCAAAAUGAUGAUGACACCUUUUUUCAAGAACUAGAAGCAGACAGACUGAAAUCUCGACUUCAGAUGGCUUCCUUUCAGUAUAGCAAAAGCAAUUUCUCAUAAGACAUGGUAAAUAUCACUGCAGCUGUCUGGCUAAGCUGGUGGGAAUCUUUAAGAAGUGCUUUAACAAGAAGAUGGUGUGUAGCUGUUGUUCUCUAAAACCAGAUCUGUCAUCUUGACGUGUCGGAGGGGUAGUUGCUGGUGUCUGGAACUUUGAGCACUUUUAUGAUCAUCAAUAAAGUUUUAAAGUACUUUCUAUCUUCUUAGCAAGGCUGAGAUAAUGUUGAACUCAACACAAAAGAAGUAGGAUGAAGUCAGUGUGUUUUAGUGAAGCUGGCUUAGUGGAACAGUUGAAUGCUAACCUUCCUGUAUUCUUAUGCUAGGUCUACUGCUGGAAUUAAAAAGCCAUACUAACACUAUUGAUCACAAGUAACUGGGUUAGAAGGCUGACAAAAAAGACAAGUAUAUCUUUAAAACAAUAUCAACACUUCAUGUUUCCUUUGGAAAGAUGAGAUAGAGAAUGCUGCCAUAAACCUGACAAAAAUCCGUGAUUUUAAUAUAUUAAUCAAGGGAAGGCUACCUAUUUUACAGAAUACUGUUUGCAAUUAAGAUCAUAUUUUAUAAUUGCUGGUAUUUAUGGCAAACCAUAUAAAAGACUAUUAUGUGAACUAUAAAUAUACUGGGAAAAAAUCACUUGAAAUAGAAAACAACAAAAAUUCUUUUGAAGCAGUGAAAUACAAGCUUCUGCAAGAACUAAAUCCUUUGAGGGACCUGUGGACAGCAGGCAGUCUUAAAUGGUAUGUCUCCCCCUUGAAAAUAAUUAUGUACAUAUUUUUAGGUCUCUGCAACUUUUUUACAGUUAACUGCUGAGAGAGGGCUACAUGUUAGGUCACCUGUAUUUAGUGUGCUGCCUUCUUAAGGCCUUUUUGUAGGUGUUUUGAUUGCUGGAUUUCACACCAGGGUUUCAAAACUACAAAAGCAAAGGCACAAACAGGCAACAUUUUGCUUCACUUGGUCUACUUCAAAAGGUGAGCAUGGUAACCCUACGUACAACUAGACAACCACUAACAACUUUAAUUUUUUUUGUUGUUUUAGAAGCUGAUUACUUGGAUUAAAGCAAUGAGUACUUGCAUUAUCUUUCUCAAACAUAUAUAUAUAUAUAUUUUUAGGGGGAGGCAGAGUAGUUCUAGUUCUGUUAUAAGACAUUAGAGCCAAUAGCAAUUAAAAAUUCCAGCAUUCAGCUUUUACCUUACUUCAUGGUUAUAAGGGCUGUUUUUAACAUUGUCAUUGUAACUAUCUUCACAGACUCAUCACUUACUUCUGCUGUAAUACAUUUAGUAGAAAAUUCAGGUUUCAGCAGCCAUGCCCUAUGAGAUGGAAGCAUAUGCAGGUGAAUACUUAAACUGAGAACGAAUUGCAUAAAGACAAACUGCUAAUUAGGAAAGCUCAUUACUGAUAUAGUCUUCUCUGCUUGAGGAAAUUGGAAUUUUAUAAUAGUAUUGAGGCUGACCCGAAGAGUAAUUUUAAAUAGGCUCUAGUACAAGAGUUCUUGCUUGCAUUUUAUAGUCAGAACCUGCCAUGAGAUGGUGUCUCUUAUGGAAUUGACAACAGAGUGAAUUAAAGUCUCAUGCUUGCAGGGGGGGGAAUUUGCUGGCACACAAAAAAAAAAAGAAAACAGCAACUGGAAAUGUUUCCUUUCCAGAUUAAACAAACGAGCUGGUAGUUUAAGCAUGAUAUACUUCACUUAAAAAAAAAACACACCCUGUCUUUAACAACCAUUUGCAAGGAGUUGUUAAAAACUAGGUUAAUUUCAAGUCUCUCUAUUUAAGAGACAGUAUUUACCAGCUAGGCUGUUCAAAUUUAACAAGUAUUUACAAGAUUUAUCCUUUUCUUCCCUUAAGGAAGGUGGUUUAGCUUUUGCUGGCUGACUCUUUGGAGGAGACAUCCAUUCACUAACACUGAGCUGAAGUCCUUUCCAAUAAACACAUGUACCAUUACGAUGAAAGCUAAAAGUAAGACCAUUUUUUUCAACUAGGACAUUUAGCACAAUCCUUACUGUAGGUAGCAGUCUGUAGAAAGACACUAAAAGUUUAAAUAUUUUCUCCUGAGACAAAGCUGAGUUACUGAAAAAUGCUUUUGUUACAUUUUAAUGUUUAAUUAAAAAACGCUUAAAACUUUUUAAACCAUUGAUGCUGUGACAGUGCAAACAGCAUACAAUUUAUUGCUCAACUUCUGCAUGGGUACAUACAUUAAGUACUUAAAAACCAUUUUAUACAGAUUUUUUUUGUUAAAGCUCAUGUAACAGCUGGGUGAAAAUACAAUGAUAUCAAUGCUAAAACACUCUGUAAUAAAUACAAUGGAAAUGAUAAACUAAGAACUGUCAGUUUGUGGAGGAGUAAUUACACUUGUAUAAACUAAUUACAGCUACAGACAAAGCUCUGAGGAUGUGGUAGAGCCAGAAACCUACUACAUAGUGUAAAGUACAACAAAUGGCACCUGUUAACUAUAUGGUGCUGUUUAAAAUCUGAAGCAUGCUACAUUAAGCUGUAUGAUGCAUACUUAUGAUAUAGAAGCAAAGCUUUUACUUCCAUCAAUGCAGCUAGUUUAAACGCACCAGAAGUUCAAUACAGAUGUAGUGUUGUAGAACAAGAAUUUAAAAACAGCUUGUGUGCUCUGGACUUUAGUACAACACAAAAAUUUGGUAAAAAUAAAUCAGUUUAGGGAAACUGAAACUAUGUGCAAAAAAAUUAGAAUACAUACUGUACAAAGCACCAUUACAAAACUCUUUACACCGAGAAAUUAAAUCCUCUGAAACUCAACUGUGUACUGUAUAUUUGAAAUCUACAAAAGUCACUGUUCAUAAUUAAACAUUCAUAAUGAAAAGCAACAGCAUAAAACCAUGAUGUGACAUCUCUCUAAAACAACUAAAGACUGGAUAAAGUAAAACCCAGUAAGAGGGACACAAUGAAAUAAAUAUUCACAUUAAUCAUGGGGUGAAAGUCCAAGGUUAAAAUGCAAUAUUAGGCUUAGCACCUUUUUGAGGGGAAAGUAGUUGACAUGACCUUGAAACAAAAUUUUGCAAAGGAAUGAACCUUUUAACAUUUUCUGAUAAACGUGACUAGGUGAUGAGGUGCUUUAAGUUAAAGCUCUCAGUCAUGAAGGUAGAAAGGCACUCAAAAUACUUGGUAUAUUCAACCUCAUCUGUCAGUUAUGGGAAGUCAGAUGUAGCUUUAUCUAGUUUUGCCUAUAAUAUAUUAAAUUUACAAUAUUUAUCUGAGACAACUAAAAAAUUCUCUAUGCCAUACCAAAAUGUUUGGUAGAACAAACAGAUGUACUGCUAAGGCUGCUGUGAAAAUGAAUGGUAUUUAUCAGCUGAUCUCCGCUCCAUUCUGCAGAGCUCAUCUCCCCCCUCCUCAGAAAUGUUUUUUUGUCGUAAGGGUGACCAUAACCAUGUGCUCAAUACACUUACCAGCCUAAGCAGGCUGACAGGGAGAAGGUUCCUAGGAGGUGGGUACAGGUGGUGUGGUCAGGAGACACGGUCUUUAAAUAGUGCUGAGGUGGGCUGUCUGGUGCAAAGGGAACAGCACACCUUCUCCCUGGAACUGCCAACUGAGCCCUGACAUCUCCCAAAGACUGGAUCAAACUGAAUUUUCUUGCUUCCAUGAUCAGGGUGGCUGCAGCCAUAGCCUGAGCAAGAGCAGAAUGAAAACCCUUACACAACAGUGGAGACUUUAAUCCUGUCAACAGUGGUCAAAAAAA